AUGCUGUGCCCGCAACCGCGCGCCGAGGCCGCAAACCCGUGGGCGUCGGAGGAGGGGCCGGACGUGCAGCGGCUGGCGCUCGGCGGCGAUGUCGAGCGUGUGGAGAGCGACGGCGCGCUCGACAUCAACGACCCCUUCACCAAGGCGAUGCUCGACUUUGAGCCGUCGGCCGACUUCACGCCGACGGUGGCGACGCACGAGAUGCUGCUCGCGAUGGACCCUUCCGACGUCUUUGUCGUGGAGUGGCCCACGCACUCGUCGCUCGAGCCCGAGUACUACCGCUCGAUGGUGCCAGAGGUGCCCGUCGUGCUGUGCAAGGCGUGCAACCACUUCUUCUAUGAGGAGGACUGGGAGCUCGCCGUGAUGCAGCAGCAGGCGUGCCCCUUCUGCGCCGCGCCGGUCGGCGCCUCAUACGGAAACGGCUCUGUCUCUGUGGCCGGCAAGGCGGAGGCGCACCCCAAGGGAGGGGCGUCGCGCGAGGCGCCGGCGCGCGCGGCCUCUUGGAAGGCGUACCUCGAUGAGGUGACUUGGACCACUAAGAACUGGCUGGGGCUGCAGAAGCAGCGUAUCUCGGUCGUUCUUCACACGGCAAUCGCAGAGCAGGAGUCGCUUAGGCGGCUAAUCGAGCGGGCCGGAGUGCCGCUGCCAGCACAGUACGUGCACGGCGUGCCGGUCGGCUGA
Messenger RNA from Emiliania huxleyi CCMP1516, 681 nucleotides. RefSeq lists its product as hypothetical. Gene Ontology annotation, biological process: non-motile cilium assembly; intraciliary retrograde transport; protein localization to cilium. The record is from RefSeq and is a predicted model, not a curated record. Gene Ontology annotation, cellular component: intraciliary transport particle A; non-motile cilium. The transcript is spliced from 4 exons. The coding region runs from base 1 to 681 and encodes 226 amino acids. NCBI's taxonomy places the organism in Eukaryota, Haptophyta, Isochrysidales, Noelaerhabdaceae.